AUGGAGGAACGGAGUGGUAUGGAGCGGCUGGGUGGGGUACUUGAAGGAAGGAAGUGGUAUGGAGCGGCUGGGUGGGGUACAUGGAGGAACGGAGUGGUAUGGAGCGGCUGGGUUGGGUACAUGGAGGAACGGAGUGGUAUGGAGCGGCUGGGUGGGGUACAUGGAGGAACGGAGUGGUAUGGAGCGGCUGGGUCGGGUACAUGGAGGAACGGAGUGGUAUGGAGCGGCUGGAUGUGGUACAUGGAGAAACGGAGUGGUAUUGAGCGGCUGGUUGGGGCAAUGGAGGAACGGAGUGGUACGGAACGGCUGGGUGGGGCAAUGGAGGAGCGGAGUGGUAUGGAGUGGCUGGGUGGGGCAAUGGAGGAACGAAGUGGUACGGAACGGCUGGGUGGAGCAAUGGAGGAGCGGAUUGGUACGGCGCGGCUGGGUGGGGCAAUGGAGGAACGGAGUGGUACGGAGCGGCUGGGUGGGGCAAUGGAGGAGCGGAGUGGUAUGGAGCGGCUAGGUGGGGCAAUGGAGGAACGAAGUGGUACGGAACGGCUGGGUGGGGCAAUGGAGGAACGAAGUGGCACGGAACGGCUGGGUGGGGCAAUGGAGGAGCGGAGUGGUAUGGAGCGGCUGGGUGGGGCAAUGGAGGAACGAAGUGGUACGGAACGGCUGGGUGGGGCAAUGGAGGAACGAAGUGGUACGGAACGGCUGGGUGGGGCAAUGGAGGAACGAAGUGGUACGGAACGGCUGGGUGGGGCAAUGGAGGAACGGAGUGGUACGGAACGGCUGGGUGGGGCAAUGGAGGAACGGAGUGGUACGGAGCGGCUUGGUGGAGCAAUGGAGGAACGAAGUGGUACGGAGCGGCUGGGAGGAACGGAGCUGCGCAGGGAGCAAUAA
Molecule: messenger RNA, 885 nt
Organism: Haliotis rufescens (red abalone)
Lineage: Eukaryota; Metazoa; Mollusca; Gastropoda; Lepetellida; Haliotidae
Product: heterogeneous nuclear ribonucleoprotein M-like
Exons: 1
Coding region: 1-885 (294 amino acids)
Source: RefSeq, a predicted model, not a curated record